Fusarium venenatum is the source of this 2148-nucleotide messenger RNA. Lineage: Eukaryota; Fungi; Ascomycota; Sordariomycetes; Hypocreales; Nectriaceae. The record is from RefSeq and is a predicted model, not a curated record.
AUGCCCUCUCGAAAACGCCCGCUCGCAGCCAUCGAAGGAGAUGACGGCGAAAAUGAGCCGUCCUUGCAGCAUCGCAUUCGUAAUAUGUGGCAGUUUGCAAAUCUAUGCCAAUGGAUUUAUAUCUUUGGCAAGGCUGCGAAAAUCGACGAGGCCAUUGACGUCGAGGAGAUCGAGGCAGAGUGCCUGAAACCAAACUCGACCAUGCUGGCAGAUAUUGCCCUUGCUCUUCUCAAACUCGUUUCGUCGCAUCGUGGUUUAACACACGAAAUCCUCGACGAUCAAAUGCGCAAGCAAUUUGCGAACAGAUCGCCAAAUUACAACCCUUUUGGUUCUGCCGAUGCACCCCAGAAAUUCAACGAUUUUGAUAUUUUUACAAAGAUUAAGGUCAUGCAACAGCUGACACAAUGGGUGAUGAUAUACCCUGAGCGUAUCCGCGAUAAAAUGGAAGAACAAAAGGAUGCCGAGCAAACAAAACCCUACGGUUGGGAUGCGAAUGAUCGAACGUAUUUUGUGCUCGACGACAACCGAAUAUACCGACUUACAGAAGCCCCGCCAACCGUCAAAACAGUCAAACCCAAAAAGUCAAGAGUAACAUAUGGCAGCCGACGCUCAAAUAAACGACGGCGCAGCAAUAUGAACGCCGAAGAAGAGGCGACCGAAACAGAUCAAGAAACGAAGGAUGAAAUGCUUUCGGAAGACGUUGGCCUCGGCGGGAUGAUAUGGGAAUGCCUUGCUGUAACUUUGGACGACGUACGAGCUGUUGUUGACGGCUUCCGCAAGACACGCGACGAAAACGAAAAGAUUCUAAGGGACCAGCUAGAAGAGCAUCUCGUUCCGAUUUUAGAAAAGCAAGAGCAAUCUCGGCAGCGGAGGGAACAGCAACGAGACCGCGAACUUGCAAACGCAGCCAAGAUGGCAAACGCGAAACGAUCAAGUCGAAUUGCUGGAAAAAUUGAACAACAGAGACAUGACGAACAUAUUCGAGAAGAGGAGCGACAACGACUCGAAGAAGAAGCAAACAGACAGCGGGGAGAAUUCGCACAGGCCAAGAAAGAAAAGGAGCGCGAGAAACGCAUGGUCUCGCGAGAACAGCGAUUACGAGAACGAGAGACCCGUCGCAUUCAACACGAGGAAGAACUUGCGCAACUCUCUGAGGACAGUAAGAAUCUUUCAAACAGUGGGCGGGUUUCCGAGCGUCGUCUCAAGGUAGAGAUCGAAAGAAACAAGAAGGCUUUGAAAGAGUUGGAGGAUGAGGAAGACGACUGGAUCUUCGACUGCACUUGUGGUCUCUACGGCCAAGUCGAUGACGGAGCCCACAGCGUAGCCUGUGAGAGAUGCAAUAUCUGGCAGCAUAGCAACUGUAUGGGGCUUAGCCAAGAAGCCGCCGACCAGCCAGAGUUUCAUUACAUCUGUGCUUCUUGCACUCGUCGAGAGGAAGAGGCCAAGCGGCCCAGACCAACCAUCAAACUAAAACUCAACCGCCCGACCAGUUCGGGCACAGAGCCAGAGAGACGUGAGUCUUUGAGUCGAAAUGGAUCUCUUACCAAUGCGGGGCAGUCCCAAAGAGUUGACAAGAUAUCGGAUGGAAGUCGCAAUACAGUCAAAAACAGCGUUGAAGAUGGCUUGGCUUUGUUGACAGGUACUACGCAUGGCACUACUGUCAAUAGCGCCGACUUCAUCAACACAACGAUUGACGCCCGUCCAGGGCCGAACAGGAGUUUGUUCGGCACACCCAAGAUGACACCGGUGAUUCCGGCACCUGUCAAGUUAGAUGCUAGCUUUCAGGACAGCCCUUCAGGCAGCGCGGCCAUGACCAGUCCAAUGACGUCUUUCCGGACACCCAGCCCUUCUAAAGGCAUCGACAGUUUUCAGGGGGAUAAGACAGUUGAGUCAGCGUUGAGUACACCUCAGAUCAGUCGCGAAAUUUACAGAGCAGCACACGAGCAGAACGGAACACUACCCUCUACCGCUGGGCUCUCUCCAACAAAACACUCGCCCCCUCGUCCGUUAGAUUCUGCCAAGUCAAGCAGAUUCAAGGCUGCUACUCCAAUAUUACCUCCUGUCGCACUAUCGCCGUCCCCACAACAUCAGAUUCUGACUCCGCCAACCAAGCACUCAGAGCCACCAAGGCCGUUCGAAAACCGAUGA